This is a messenger RNA of Prorocentrum cordatum, 1905 nucleotides long. Lineage: Eukaryota; Dinophyceae; Prorocentrales; Prorocentraceae. The record is from the annotation of a GenBank genome assembly.
AUGGCGUGGCCUAAGGAAGUAGUAGAAAUGGCCGUGAAGCUUGGAUACGUGAUUGGCGUGCGAAGCUUGGAGACCCGUCAAGAGUGUGAACGAGUGGUACUGCCAGUGCCAUUCGUCCGGAUGUUCCCUCGAUUCGUAUACAUGGUUGAGCAGUAUGUUUUCCAUAUGGAGCAGGUUCUGCUUGAGAUCAACACGUGCCUGGGGGAGACUCACAACACUAACAAGCUGAAUACUGCAAAACAUGCAUUCGACAACGAGGGAUUCGAUAUGGGAAAAUGUAUCACUGAGGAGAACAAACUCUCGAUGGUGACAGAGCGGGCAAAGUAUGCCACGCGCUUGGUCCGGAAAUUCCUCAUCCGUCUCGGGGCUGAGGACCCUCGCAGAAGGAAAUUCAAGCCAGGGGUGUUGCCACUGUCUGGCGCCGAGCUUCAAUUGAUCCAUCAAAACAACUUUCACUUCGCUCCCAUGGCAAACCUGAUGGCCAUGGACUAUGUCGCUGCCUUUGGAGUCGGGGUGAUUGAGGAAGUCCGACUUCGCAAUGAUUUCAUCAGGAAUGGGGAUAUUCUGAAGUACCCAGGGAGGGUCGCCGGAGGAGAGCCUUGGAUGUUCCAGCUGGAGGGUUACUUCUGGCAGUACGCACAAGAAUUACGGCCUGAGCUUCUGGCGAUCGCGAAUCCACUCAACCGCAUCUCGAGCAGCGGACCACCCGAGCGCUUGAGGCCACCAGUGGAGUAUACCGAAGCCUUGGUCUUCACCGCCCAGCUCGCCCGCAACGGCUUCUGCACACCUAACACGGGCCUCCUGAAGGUCGAUGCCGUAUUCCAGCGCUCUAAGCAGUCAUGGUCGGACCGUAUAUCUUCGGAGCGGUGCUUCAUCGGAAGAGUACGACCCGGCGACUUCUUCAUCCAGAUCAUGCGAUGCAAGGGCACCGCUGGUGGCCAGGAGGGCGAUUUCGGCAACUAUGUGGAUUGGCGCAUCCGCUUCCAGGGCGUGCUCUUGAAGGGCGACCUUUUGACUCCGGAGUUUAGCGGCGUCGGCGGUAACGUUUUCACGAGCGGCAGUAUGCUGACCGCUGCCACAAUGUCUGGCGCUGCCGUAGCCGCAGGCAUCACCAGCGGUGCCGCCGUAGAGGCGCUCGCCCCGAUGGUGCUGAACUCCUCGAUCGCUGGGACCGUGCUCUUCGCUGGUGCUUCGGUUGCGCCCAUGGUUGGCAUCGGGGCCGCGGCGUUCCUGACCACGGGCGGAGGCUUCAAGGAGGUCUGCCAGGCCCUCCUGGCGCAGCUGUCGAGCCACGGCGUCGUUUCCAGCAGCGGUUGGGCGGAGCCGCCGCACCUGGGCCUCAACAUCAACGUUGCCCUCGUGACGUGGGGCGCCGUGGUCUACAGGCUGAAGUCGGUCAAGAUCAAGACCGGCGACGGAAUCUAUCAGGAUCGCGUCAAGUCGCAGAAGUUUACCUCGCUGCACUUCGAGAGCUGGAACCGCGCAGAGUUAUCCCCCGUGGUUCCGUUCGUCGGCUCGGUGGAGCUCUAUGGCAAGGUCGAGCUGGACUGGGAUCUCACGCCGUGGGUCGAGCGGAUGAUCAAUAGACGAAAAUUCCUCGAGAACAAACAGCGCCAGGAGAAGUGCGUCUCAUGCUUGAAGGCUGGCAAAGCAUUUUGCGACUGGAGGAAGCCGCUGGAAUCCAUCUGGGACGAAACUUACGACGUGUGCGUGGAUCACAGCAGUACCGAAGAGCAGACUUGCGAGCGUGACAUCGGUAUGGUCGACGACGUUGGGGAUGUCGUCACAGCUGAGUAUUUCUCGCCGAAGCUCGGCAGCGCGGCUUGCAUGGAGAUAGACUUUGUGCGGGCCAACCGCGAAUUCCGCCUCAACGAUCUGAUGCGGCGCUUCUUUCGCCGCCAUUAG